GGACCGGGUCUCAGCGGCAGAUCGAUCGGCUCCCAGGAUCAACUCCAUCCCCAUCCCUCUUUGUCUCCCAGCGCACCUCGGGGCAGCGCUCUCCUCCCCACUGCAUGUGGCUCUUGGAGAAAGCCGGCUACCGGGUGGACGGCGCGGGAGCCGGCGCGCGGUGGGCACCCUGCAGCCUGUUCCCGCCACGCUGGGGCCGGGGCUCGUGCCCAGCGCACGCGUGUCCCAGCAACGUGCUCACGCCGGAGCGCAUCCCCGCGUUCUUCAUCCCUCCCCGACACGCCCGGGCGCCGUUCUGCGGCCGCGCGGACGGGGCCGAGCCUCCUCCUCCGCCGCCGCCGCCGCCGCCCGCCGCCUGCUCGUUAGCGCACCUGGCGGGCCGCGCGGGCGGGGCCUUCCUGGACGAGAGUCCGCACACGCGCCGCCGCGAGUCCCUGUUCCACGCGCCGCCCGCCGGCCCGUCCGCGCGCAGCCGCCUGCACGUCUCCGCCCCGGACCUGCGCCUCUGCCGGCCCGCCCCGUCGCCCGACACGUCGCCUCGGGGGGGCCCGCCGGCUCCCGGCACGCCGACGCCGACGCUGACGCCGACGCCGACGCUGACGCCGACGCGCGCGCUCGACGCCGCGGACGCGCGCACGCCGCGCCGCCCCUGGCCGCCCGCGCCGCCGCCGCCGCUCUUCCACGCCGACGUCCCGUGCUGCCAGCUGCGGCCGGCCAAGGACAGCGUGCUGCGCCUCGGGCCGCGCGGAGGACGCCUGCGCCUCUGCACCGACUACCAAGCCGGAUCGCGGAGGCUGAGGCUCCGCCUGGUGAGCGCCGAGGAUCUGCCCGGGAGCCGGGUCGAUCCCGGCUGCGGAGGAAGAGGAGGAGGAGGAGGAGGAGGAGGAGGAUGCUGCGUGGUGCUGAGGUUGCAGCCGAGCGCGAGGCCCCGGGCCCAGCGGAGCCGAGUGGUCAAGCGCAGCUCCAACCCCAUCUUCAACGAAGACUUCUUCUUCGAAGGGCUCGGCCCGCCGGACCUGGCCAGUCGUACUCUGAGAGCCAAGGUGCUGGACCGGGGCGCGGGGCUGCGCAGGGACGUGCUGCUGGGCGAGUGCGAAACGCCCCUCUUGGCCCUGCUGCCUCCUCUGGGUGGGAGUCUAGGUCCAGGGUCCGCCCUGGCACCUGCCCAUCUCAGCCUGUAAGGUUGGAGGUCUCCACUGGGUUCCGCAGCCCCUCAUCUUGCCUACUUUGACCAGCGAGUGUAUUUAUUUAUUUUUUGUUAAUAAAACAUCUGGAUGCACCUAG
Messenger RNA from Jaculus jaculus (lesser Egyptian jerboa), 1284 nucleotides. RefSeq names its product C2 calcium dependent domain containing 4D (gene C2cd4d). The record is from RefSeq and is a predicted model, not a curated record. NCBI's taxonomy places the organism in Eukaryota, Metazoa, Chordata, Mammalia, Rodentia, Dipodidae.